AUGGGGCGAUUCGCAGGGCUUGCUCCCGUCCCGGCUGCCACCGUUUUCCUCCUCCUGCUCCGCUGUGCAGCCGGAGCCCCCCUCGUAGAGGGAGGAGGGCCCAACGAGAGACCCAUCGUUGGGAUAUUGUCACAGGAAUGUCACUUCAAGAAGUUCCACAGAUUUGGAAGUUCUUAUAUUGCAGCUUCAUAUGUGAAGUUUUUGGAGUCUGCUGGUGCCCGAGUUGUGCCAAUAAGGUUAAACCGUUCAGAUGAAGAAUAUGAUAAAAUAUUCCACUCUAUCAAUGGGGUACUCUUUCCAGGAGGUGGUGUGGAUCUUAAGACUUCAGAAUAUUCCAGGGUUGCUAAGAUAUUUUACCACAAGGCACUAGAGGCUAACGAUAAAGGAGAUUAUUUCCCAGUAUGGGGAACAUGUCUUGGACACGAAGAGCUUACCUAUCUCACGAGUGGUCAAGUUUUACUUGUUAACACAAAGACGAAUGGUUUUGCACUCCCUCUGAACUUCACCUCAGCUGCAAAAGACAGUAGAUUAUUCAAGAAUUUCCCUGAUGAUGUAUUACAUGCAUUUGCUACUGAGCCGUUGACAUCAAACUUUCAUAUGUGGAGCCUCUCCAUGGAGAAUUUCACAAAAAAUGAGAAGCUUCGUAAUUUCUAUAACGUCCUGACCACUAACACCGAUGAUGAAGUGGAGUUUGUAUCGACCAUGGAAGCAUACAAAUAUCCAAUUUAUGGUGUCCAGUGGCAUCCAGAGAAAAAUCCUUUUGAGUGGAAGAAUAAACCUGGCAUUCCCCAUUCCCCAUCAGCUGUAAGAGCAGCAUAUUACAUAGCUGACUUCUUUGUUAAUGAAGCCCGGAGGAGCCUGCACCGUUUCCCCAGUGAAGAUGAGGAAAGCAAAGAAUUGAUUUAUAAUUAUACUCCAGUUUAUACGGGAGCAUUUUCUUCAUUUCAGCAGAUCUAUUUUUUUGAUUGA
Messenger RNA from Leptosomus discolor (cuckoo roller), 969 nucleotides. RefSeq names its product gamma-glutamyl hydrolase (gene GGH). Gene Ontology annotation, cellular component: vacuole. NCBI's taxonomy places the organism in Eukaryota, Metazoa, Chordata, Aves, Leptosomiformes, Leptosomidae. Gene Ontology annotation, biological process: tetrahydrofolylpolyglutamate metabolic process. The record is from RefSeq and is a predicted model, not a curated record. Gene Ontology annotation, molecular function: gamma-glutamyl-peptidase activity.